GCCGUACCUCGGAGCUGGACAGCGAGAGGAUAAGAUUUGCAGAGGAGAAGACGGAGUGGGAUAGCAGGUACACCUCCCUGCGGCGGCAAUGUGAGUCCCUCACCUCGGAGCGCAGCCAGCUGACAUCUGAGAUUGAGGAGUUGACGGACCACGCCGCCGCCCUACGUGAUGAAGCGCAGCAGCAGCGGCAGGAAAUGGAGGAGGCCUACGAGAGUGUCACCUCAGUCCUGGAGCGCGAAAGGGAGGAUGCCAAGAAGGAGGCAGAGGCUUCAAAGACCCAGAUCCAACAGAUGCGAGCGGACUACGAGCUUCUGCUGCAGCAGAACAAGGAGGAGCUGGAAAAGGCUCGGAUGUGUAUGGGGGCCGCCAUUCUGAGGAAUUGCCAGAUAGAUAGGAACUCCAGCAGAGAUCUCCCAGGAUGCUGUCACGCACCUUACCUGGUCUGCGCACCAAAGAGUGUGUACUAG
Messenger RNA from Symbiodinium pilosum, 467 nucleotides. NCBI's taxonomy places the organism in Eukaryota, Dinophyceae, Suessiales, Symbiodiniaceae. The record is from the annotation of a GenBank genome assembly.